Molecule: messenger RNA, 6488 nt
Organism: Lymnaea stagnalis (great pond snail)
Lineage: Eukaryota; Metazoa; Mollusca; Gastropoda; Lymnaeidae
Source: the annotation of a GenBank genome assembly
UGCCUCAGUUGUUCCAAUAUUGCCUGUGGUCGAAUGAAUGAACAACAUGCAGCUAAGCACUUCGAAUCUACACAGGUAGUAUGCAAUUUAAUGCAUUCAUUUGAUCAUUUGAAUGCUGUAUGUGUAUUAAAGCUAGGCAUUAAAUCAGCCUUUUAUUAGCUUAACUUUAUGAUAUGACUUAGUUUUUACUUGUUGGAAUUGUAGUGCCAUUAAGUCUUGCAUGCAUUCACUUAAAACAUUGAGCUAAAACUGUAAUAAGGGGCCAUCCAUCAAUAAUAUCAAACUAUUUUGGCCAAUUUUUUACCCCCCCCCACCCCCAUUGUCACAAAUUUGUCACAAAAUUGAAACACCUUCAUCAAUCAACAUAAUCCCCCCCCCCCUUCCACCCUCCACCUUAGAUACAUCUUGUCAUUUAUAGGUGGCCCCUUAAAGGUAACUAUUUUCAUGAAUUAAUUUAACUACAUUAUUCUAAGAAGAUAUUUUUAGUUUAUUUUCCCUAACAGAAAUAAUAGACAUGCUUAAAAAUAAAUUAGUAUAGUACAUAGAUGUUCACAAGCAUAUGUAUUAAAAUGUAACAGCCACAUUAAAUUUUUUGUCCAUAUUAUAAAAAUAAGUUUUUUAAAAAUAUUUAUCGUAAAUUCUUUUAUUUCAGCAUCCACUUGCCAUUGAAAUAAAUGAAAAAUAUGUUUACUGGUGAGUGUUGCCUGUGACUUAAAUAUUCAACAUUCAGCAUUUAGAAAUAAUGUCAUACAAUGACUUGAAAUACUGUGGGGCACUGCGGUCCAUUCUUAAUCUGUUUCAGAACCCUUUCCAGUUCCAAAUCAUAAGAGUUCUGAGGCAAUUUUUUUCCAUUUAAAAUAAUAGAAACUAGAUUAAUCCGUUUCCCAGUUCCACAAAUUCUAUUGAUUCUAGUACUUUUCCUGAAGUUCUCAAACCACCCCAUACUGGCUUUAAACUCCUACUUAUGAGCCCUAGAAUCAGGCAUGCCUUUCACUGAAGCAUCAUGGAGGACCUUGGCUUUCUUGCAAAUGUAUGGUCUCAGAAAUCACAUUCAGAUAGUUUUUUAUUAAUCCAAAAUAAGAGCAGUUUUUCCACCUCCUCCAUACUUUUCAGUCACAGAGAGUAGAGGUCAUUGUCUUAACCCCUUUCACAACUUCUAUAUUUUUCAAACUCGUACAGUUGAUUAGGGCAUCCUGAACAUAGCAUGAUCAGCCACACAUACACUGAUUUCCUGCUUAGCGAUAAGAUCUCUUGUAACUUCCAUUGUAGUUAUAACAGCUGCCCUCUUACUUUCCUCACUCCACUUCUAAGGACCCAUGAUUACUCUAAAUUGUUCUUAUUUUUUUUUUAAAGAACACAAAAUGGGAACAAUAACAUAAAAUUACCAACCAAAAACAUCUGAGAUAAUCUCACUAUAGCUUACAUAGAUAACAUGCUGAAUGAAAAAGCAUAUGCAUGGCCGGAAAGCUAGUGAAAUGUAAGCAACAAAAAAAAAUACACAGCUAACAUCCUGGGCAUUUGGAUUCCAAAGCAGUGUUCAGAUUUAGUGUGAAAUUUGCUUGAAAUUUUCAUUCUUCUUCUUUUACUUGAGGGCCCAUGACCACUGUUUUGAUCAUUCUAGCUCCUGGUUUGAAUUCUGAGUUUGCCUUCUCUUAGAUGAGUUGCCGUCCAAGGCUAGGGAGUCCCAUCAAGCCGGGGUGCUUGGGAUGUUGGCUUUGGUGGGGAUGGAACUCCAGACCACCAGCUAUUUGGUUUGAGACAGUUUAGACCGCUCGGCCACCCAGCAAUGCCAAGUUGUUCUCUCUAAGUCAUUCGGAUUCCGAGGCCCACUCUAACAAGAAAACAUGAAAAUAUCAAUUAUUUUAAUUUACAUUUCAUCAAAGAAAAGAAACUCUUGCAGGAUCUGUUAGCUAUUAAUUUGUAUCAUGCUCCUUUCAUUGACUCUCUGUAGGUUACUCUUGCCGUUGAAAAUUGAUAGAAAUAAUCCCAAAUUGUCAUUGCUUGCUCUUGACCAGUUACAUUUGUGAUGAAUACAUUAUUGGUGACAAUGAACAAGGAGACAUUGCAGCCAUCAGGUCGGCUCUGACAGACAUUGGGACAAUGUCCCCAGAAGAAGUCCAUGACAAAGGAGGGAAACUGCUAAAAUCUUAUUCAGACCAGCAAGAGUUCUCCAGGUGAAUAUAACAGUAUGCUCUCUGUUAUGCAUUGCUGUCUUAUCUGUUAUGUGGUACUAUGUUAUCCUAUAUGUACUACUAUCCUAUCUGUUAUGUAGUACCAUCUCAUCUAUCAUGUAGUACUAUUCUAAAAAGAAUGUUGUUUUAUUUUAAUCAUAGCUUUCAUAAUGUUUACUGCACAGUGGGGUGACCCAUUGACAUUGUUCCACACAGUUCUUUUAUUUAUAAAUUACUGACACAAACAUUUAUAUAAACAUCUGUCUUUAUCAUCUGAGGUGGGAAAAGUAUUUUCAUUGAGUCUGAUAAGUAAUGAGUAGCUUCUCCAUGUCUCUGGUGAGUUUGCUCAUUUGUCUGUAAUAUGAUGCCACAGUCUAAAUAUAAAUGAAAUCAUGUAAAAAUAAAUGUUUCAGGACCCAAGCUGAUGAUGAUGACAGGCUAGUGACUGCUGUUUGCCACCACAGGUAGUGAUUUUAUACAGUAAACAUUAGGUCUAUUCUGUAAACAUUCUAUACAGUGCAUAUUCUAUCCAGCGCCAUUAUACAUUAUUUUUAUAUGUAUAUAAUUUAGCAAUGAUUGAUCAAAUACUUGAAUAAAUAAACAAAGAGUAUUAAAAGAAACUUUAAUAAUUAAAAAAAAACAGAAACCUCUAUUAAAAAAUCAGAUUGUUAUAUUUUUUGCACAAAUAGUUUGACUAAGUCUAGCACGCCCUGUGAAUGGCUUCAUUAAGUCUAGCACUUCCUGUGAAUGGCUUCAUUAAGUCUAGCACUUCCUGUGAAUGGCUUCACUAAGUCUAGCACUUCCUGUGAAUGGCUUCAUUAAGUCUAGCACUUCCUGUGAAUGGCUUCACUAAGUCUAGCAAUCCCUGUGAAUUGCUUCACUAAGUCUAGCAAUCCCUAUGAACUGAUUCACUAAGUCUAGCACUCCCUAUGAAUUGAUUCACUAAGUCUAGCAAUCCCUAUGAACUGUUUCACUAAGUCUAGCACUCCCUAUGAAUUGCUUCACUAAGUCUAGCACUCCCUAUGAACUGCUUCACUAAGUCUAGCACUUGCUAAGAAUUGCUUCACUAAGUCUAGCACUCCUAAAUGCAUUUUAAAAUUGAAAAAAGCAAAAAAACUUCUAUUUUGUUUUAAAUUGUACAACACUAGACAACACUUGGCUGGGAAUAUAAAUGUGUGCCCUAUGACAUAAAGUAAAAUGUUGAUGAAAACAAACAAAAGCAAUAGAAACAGUUCCAUCAAAAGUCAGUGGCUCCUCUCGGUUCUCAUAAUCACUGCCAACCCCAGGUUGAGAAACCCAGAUUUAAAAAGAAAAUAUUUUUAAUUCAUAUUGACCUUCCAAGAUAAGUUUUAAAAUGUAUGUGUUGUAUGGUUGAUUUGUUUCUCUAGGAAGACCCUGCUUGCCAAGAUUUUCUCAGCCUGGCAAACAUGUAUACAGACAGAAAAAGAGAAAAAGGUAACACUUGUAUAUGAUUUCUUCGGUACAUGCUCAUUGUCUCUAAUAUCUCUAAUACAGCUAUCAGUUUUCUUGCUACUUAAAGUAAUCAGAUCUUUAAAAGUUUAUAACUCCAGGAAUGCUACAUAAAAGUCUGUGAAUGUAAAUUGUAUAAGUGUACAAGUGACCCAAUGAAUUCAAUGAAAGUAAAUGGUACAAGUGACCCAUUAUUUCUUUGAAUGUAAAUUGUAUAAGUGUACAAGUGACCCAUUAAUUCUUUGAAUGUAAAUUGUAUAAGUGUACAAGUGCGCUAAUUCUCUUAAUGUAAAUAGUAUAAGUGUACAAGUGACCCAACUAAUUCUUUGAAUGUAAAUGGCAUAAGUGUACAAGUGAUCUAACUAUUUCUUUGAAUGUAAAUGGUAUAAGUGUUCAAGUGACCCAACUAAUUCUUUGAAUGUAAAUGGCAUAAGUGUACAAGUGAUCUAACUAAUUCUUUGAAUGUAAAUGGUAUAAGUGUACAAGUGACCCAACUCAUUCUUUGAAUGUAAAUGGUAUAAGUGUACAAGUGACCCAACUAAUUCUUUGAAUGUAAAUGGCAUAAGUGUACAAGUGAUCUAACUAAUUCUUUGAAUGUAAAUGGUAUAAGUGUUCAAGUGACCCAACUCAUUCUUUGAAUGUAAAUGGUAUAAGUGUACAAGUGACCCAACUCAUUCUUUGAAUGUAAAUGGUAUAAGUGUACAAGUGACCCAACUAAUUCUUUGAAUGUAAAUGGCAUAAGUGUACAAGUGAUCUAACUAAUUCUUUGAAUGUAAAUGGUAUAAGUGUUCAAGUGACCCAACUCAUUCUUUGAAUGUAAAUGGUAUAAGUGUACAAGUGACCCAACUCAUUCUUUGAAUGUAAAUGGUAUAAGUGUACAAGUGACCCAACUAAUUCUUUGAAUGUAAAUGGCAUAAGUGUACAAGUGAUCUAACUAAUUCUUUGAAUGUAAAUGGUAUAAGUGUUCAAGUGACCCAACUCAUUCUUUGAAUGUAAAUGGUAUAAGUGUACAAGUGACCCAACUCAUUCUUUGAAUGUAAAUGGUAUAAGUGUACAAGUGACCCAACUAAUUCUUUGAAUGUAAAUGGCAUAAGUGUACAAGUGACCCAACUAAUUCUCUAUUGAUGUCUCUAGCAAGCCCCAGCCACCACAUCCACCUCAGGUCAACCCAUGAUGCUCACAAGGUCAAGGGCAAGCUUGUUCCACAUGAAGAGGAGAACCAUCAUUCCAGGUGUGACAGGGCUCCGUAACCUUGGCAACACAUGCUACAUCAAUUCCAUUCUACAAUCUCUGGGGUAAGACUUGCUGAUAUUCAGAUCAGUUUGGAUAUCUCUGUCUUUGUCCUUGCCACUUCAAUUUUCCUAGCAAAACAACUGCAGUGGUGAACAGAUUUUUAUAGUACUCACACUUUUGUCAAUAAUUACAAAAUGGUUUAUGGGUUUAUAUUCUUUCUUUGAUUCAUAUCUCACUGGCUGUUGAUUGGCUCACACAACAAACCAUACAAGGGAAGACAAAUUCAACUGAUGCUGACCUCGGUAGCGGUGGGCUUGGAAUAGCAAAUGUCUGUCGUAGAGUUUACAGGUUGCAGGUUUGGUUCUAAACAUGCAGAUGUACAUUUAAGGAUGACAGCCAUGUUGCCAGCCUCUAAUACAGAUGCCUUUCUUUUUGACAGCCAUGUUGCCAGCCUCUAAUACAGAUGCCUUUCUUUUUGACAGCCAUGUUGCCAGCCUCUAAUACAGACGUCAUUCUUUUUGACAGCCAUGUUGCCAGCAUCUAAUACAGAUGCAAUUCUUUUCUUUGUGCAGGCACCUGGAGGACUUCAGGGAAUAUUUUUGCCAGCUGGUAUUUGGUCUGUUUUCCCCAAGUGGCACCCCGCUCCCUGGUUCAUCCCCUUCGAACCUUUCACCUCUGGCAGCCAGAAAUCUCCUCAGACUCAACACAAUUGAUUACUUCCAGGUAGGUGUGGCAUUAAAGUGUGGCACAGAAACUAGAUCUUGCUUAGCACAGACUUUAAGGGAUCAUCAUUUAAUGGUCUGUUUAUUAUGGUCUCUUGUCAAGGCAUUCUUCAUUUUGUGGACUGUGUACCUAACCUGAGCCAUUUCAUCACAUUUGUUCACCUUUCAAGUUAUCAAACCCAUCUUUUUUUUUUCCUGUUGAUUUGCUCUUGCUAGCAUUUGAACUACCAGCCAUCCUCGGAGCUAUUCACCCAUCCCACCAUUCCACCUGUACCGACAAUAAAACCUGUGAAGCCAAGCGGCGGUUUAAAUGGUGGGGGGAGUGGGGAAAACACGGAGGGAAUGGAAGAAAUGAGUUCAGAUCCUGUCAUCAAGGCCAAGGCAGAUACACUGAAAACCUUGUGAGUACCAGAAUGGAUGAUACCUAAGUAUGUCUGAUGUAAUGGCAGAUUCUUUGAGGGCAUGUGCUAGCUUUCAUUCUUAAUUUUGUUUCUUAAAAUUAGUUCUAAGAAGUAAAUUGAUAAAUUAUAGACGAGCGAAAAAAUGGAACAUCUUAAAUAAUUUUAAAAUAUUUUCUUUGACAAUUUACACUAAAAUAUCUGAGUUAUGAAUGCCAUUGCCAAAGUUGACUAUUUGUAAUGUGUGCUAUCCUCAUCACAAUAACACAAUUUCUCCAUUUGGCUAUUUGUCAUGUGUGCUAUCCUCAUCACAAUAACAUAAUGUGUUCAUUUGUUGCAGGUCUCUGUGUCAGGAAAUGCAUGGCUUGCUCCGAGUCUUGUGGUCGGGGAAGUGGGCGCAGGUCAGCCCCCAUGGAUUCCUCCACGCCAUAUGGAAGUACAUCCCUGUAUUCAAAGGUCACCUUCAGCAUGAUGCCCAGGAAUUUUUAUGGUAA